This is a messenger RNA of Hansenula anomala, 1761 nucleotides long. RefSeq names its product protein-lysine N-methyltransferase (gene RKM1). Gene Ontology annotation, cellular component: nucleus. Gene Ontology annotation, molecular function: protein binding; protein-lysine N-methyltransferase activity. The transcript has a single exon. The coding region runs from base 1 to 1761 and encodes 586 amino acids. The record is from RefSeq and is a predicted model, not a curated record. Gene Ontology annotation, biological process: peptidyl-lysine monomethylation. NCBI's taxonomy places the organism in Eukaryota, Fungi, Ascomycota, Saccharomycetes, Phaffomycetales, Wickerhamomycetaceae.
AUGUUGGACUCUGGCAUUGAUGCUUUACUCAAAUGGGGACAAUCCCACGGUGCAGUCUUGGAUUCUUCAAUCAAGUUUGAAAAAACUGAAAAUAGGGGUGUUUGUGCCUUUUCUACAAGAGAUAUAACCUCAACUCCAUCUACUCCACAAAUCAAGAUCCCUCUCGAUAUUAUCUUAAGAAAAGAAUUAUCGGAUGGUUAUUUCGGGAAGGGAAAGUUCAAAGAUGCUGAUAAUGUCAAUUCUGCUUUGAAAUUACUGGUUGCAAAACUCAAGUUUGAUAGUGAAAGUACAAUAGUUCAAGAGGAAGAUCUCAAGGCCAAAUUUGCUCCAUUCAUUGAUUUAUUACCCGUUGGAAGAGAUACCGGCUCUGUAUUCUAUUGGACAUCUGAAGAAGUCUCAUUAUUGGAAAAUACAAACCUUGGUGGUUCCUUAGAUGCAAAGAUUGAUAACAUAAUAAAAGAAUGGUACUCUACAGUGAAAUUAUUGGACAAGACACCACAGUCUGAACGAGAUCUCACAUUAAUAGAGGAGUAUAAAACACUUUCAAAAGAUGAGCUUGUUGCAAGAGCGUUAGAUGUCAGAAGCUGGACUAGUUUUGGUGCAUAUUUGUGGUCUUCGAUAAUAUUCACAUCAAGAGCAUUUCCUCAUGAUCUUAUAGACAGUGAGUGUGAAGCUGGACAGGCUAUACUUUUACCAAUUCUUGACCUGUUGAACCAUGAUAACUCUGCCAAAGUUCAAUGGAAAUUUGAUGCUGAUGGGUUCUUUUCUUUAACUAAUAUGGAUACAAUACAAGAAGGAGAUGAAGUCUUCAAUAACUAUGGUGCAAAGGGUAAUGAAGAAUUAUUAAUGGGCUACGGCUUUGCUAUAGAAAAGAACAAAGCUGACUCUAUUGCAUUGAAAGUUAAAUUACCAACCCCAGUCGUGAAAUCUGCUGUUGAAGUGUUUGGAUUCAAGAUUCCUAAAAUUGAAGACUAUACUCAAUUUGCAUUCAAUAACGAUAGCAGACCAUCUUCUGAGGCAACUGAUGAUGACAUUGAAGAUGGUAUGAUUUUCUUUAUAAACUUCCAUAAUUUGGUACCUGACAAUUUGUUAUUAUUAUUCAUGUUCCUUGCAAAAUCAGGAUUUGAAUCACAUCCAACAUUACGUUCUAAAUUAGAAGCAUUACAAACAUUGAGAAGUGCGUUAGAAAGAAAACAGGCAUUACUUAAACAAUCAAUAAACAUGUCAGAAGAUAUUGAUCCAUCUAUUAGUCAAAAUGCUAAAUUUUAUAGAGAUGGUCAAAAAGAUCUUUACAAGGCUUGUCUUGCCGAGAUUAAACAUAUUGAAAAACAAUUGUUACAAGAUCACAAAGGUCAAUUGACAAACCUCAAAAAGAUCUUCAAAAGGGAUGAAGCACUUCAAGAUAUUGUGGAGAAAGCUUUUGGGCUUGAGACUUAUGAACAGAUACUUGCUGAGGAUGUUGCUGAUAAUGUCUUGUUUUUAUGGGUUAUUCUCCAUGGUUCACUAGAUAUUGAAAAGUCAGUCGCGCCUGAAUAUAUUAUCGAAUCUUUCAAAGAAAAGCUCUCAAAUACUUUUCAAGAUGAUCAUUUAGAAGCUUUCAGUGCACUAGCUGAUUAUUUGGCUGGUGAACUUCAAGGUCAUGAGAUCCAAUCACACAUUACAGCUAAAAACUUGGUUAUUGCAACUGAAGUACUCAAAGAAAAUAGUUACACAAGAAUCAGCAGUGAUGAAAUAAUCAUAGUUGAUCCUUUAGAGAUAUAG